AUGCGCUUCAGUAUCUCGGAAGCUAAAAUUUCAGCAACAGAUUCUCGCAUUUCUUCACUGCUCGUUAUCGAGUCAUUUUCUCCUUUAGAUAUGCGUUUCAGGAUCUUUGUCGGCCAUGCGGUCAUGUUUAUGGGUGAUACGGUUGGCUCAGAGCGUGUCGUCCCGUUUGGAACAAUAGUAGGUGUAGUCGACGUCAUUGAAGCAACUGCCGAUAAUGAUUUAUCCUGA
This is a messenger RNA of Gongylonema pulchrum, 228 nucleotides long. The record is from the annotation of a GenBank genome assembly. NCBI's taxonomy places the organism in Eukaryota, Metazoa, Nematoda, Chromadorea, Rhabditida, Gongylonematidae.